CUUAUCCCCAACCAAAUGGAAGCAACCACCACGAGCCGCGUCCUCCUGCCGUUCCGCGCCGCGCCGCCGCGAGCAGCGGCGGCCGGCGCGGUCGCCUGGCCCCGACGCCGAGCGGGUACGAGAAGACGGAUCCGGCUAGUCCCCGCCCGCGCGUCGCUCGACCGCGCCGCCGUCCUCCUCGACGCCGCCGUCGGGACCGGGUACUCGCAGGCAAGCUACUACACGUCGCUCGGGCUCUUCGUGCUCUCCGUGCCGGGCCUCUGGUCGCUCAUCAAACGGUCCGUCAAAUCCAAGAUUGUGCAGAAGACGUUUGUGAAGGAGGAAGGGCAGCCGAUGGCGCCGAAUCUGGUGGCUGGGGAGAUCCUGUCUUUUUUCACCCGUAACAGUUUCACCGUCUCUGACCGUGGCGAGGUCAUCACCUUCGAGGGCAGAAUGAUACCAAGCAGAGGACAAGCAGCACUUCUAACCUUUUGCACCUGCAUUAGCCUCGGGAGCGUUGGGCUUGUUCUUUCAAUUGCAGUCCCAGAAGGUGGCAACAACUGGUUCUGGCUUAUGACCUUAAGCCCCUUGGCGGGAGUGUACUAUUGGACAAAAGCAUCAAGGAAAGAAGAGAUCAAGGUGAAGAUGGUCUUGUCAGACGACGGGAACGUAUCUGAGGUUCUUGUGCGAGGCGAUGAUGUACAGGUUGAGCAGAUGAGAAAGGAACUCAAGUUCAGUGAGAAGGGAAUGAUAUAUGUGAAGGGAAUAUUUGAAACAUGACCCGUAGCUUCAUAUCCGGAACCAGACAAACGGCUGAAAAACAAGGCUUUCCUGUGAAGCAAACUGAAUGUGAGAGAGGAGGGGAGGGUGUAUGUUUUGAAUAUGUACUGUACGGGCAAAUCUGCAUCUUGGCUUCAAGAAAUAGAAAUUAUCAUCAUGUGUAAAAUUGUAAGGAGAGUGUUGGCCAUACUAGAACAAUAAUGCAUUAUUACCCUGUGGGACAAGUUUUUUGUGGAGAAAGGAAGUUGGGGAUUCUAUGACAGAUGGAAAUAAUUUUUAAUAGAAAUGAGAAGGAUGGAGGAAAUUGAAGAGAAAA
This is a messenger RNA of Brachypodium distachyon (stiff brome), 1075 nucleotides long. RefSeq names its product protein COFACTOR ASSEMBLY OF COMPLEX C SUBUNIT B CCB1, chloroplastic. Bases 16 to 759 code for a protein of 247 amino acids. The transcript is spliced from 4 exons. The record is from RefSeq and is a predicted model, not a curated record. Lineage: Eukaryota; Viridiplantae; Streptophyta; Magnoliopsida; Poales; Poaceae.